This is a messenger RNA of Cavia porcellus (domestic guinea pig), 1005 nucleotides long. RefSeq names its product olfactory receptor 13C7-like. The coding region runs from base 1 to 1005 and encodes 334 amino acids. Gene Ontology annotation, molecular function: olfactory receptor activity; G protein-coupled receptor activity. NCBI's taxonomy places the organism in Eukaryota, Metazoa, Chordata, Mammalia, Rodentia, Caviidae. Gene Ontology annotation, cellular component: plasma membrane. The record is from RefSeq and is a predicted model, not a curated record. The transcript has a single exon. Gene Ontology annotation, biological process: G protein-coupled receptor signaling pathway; detection of chemical stimulus involved in sensory perception of smell.
AUGGAUGGGGCAAACUGUACCGCUGUGAAGGAAUAUGUCCUGCUGGGGCUCCAGGAGCAUCGUGACCUGGAGCUGGUCCUGUUUGGGUUUUUCCUGGGCAUCUAUUGCAUGACUGUACUAGGGAACUCCCUCCUCAUAGGGUUGAUCACCCUGGUGCCCCACCUGCACAAUCCCAUGUACUUCUUUCUCAGUAACCUCUCCCUCAUAGACAUCUGCGGCACCUCCUCCUUCGUGCCCUUCAUGUUAGCUAACUUACUGGAAACCCGAAAAACCAUCUCCUUCCCAGGCUGUGCCCUGCAGAUGUAUCUGACCCUAGCGCUGGGUACUACAGAAUGCCUGCUCCUGGCCGUGAUGGCGUAUGACCGUUAUGUGGCUAUCUGCCAGCCACUUAGGUACCCAGAGCUCAUGCAUGGGCAGAGGUGCCUGCGGAUGGCAGCGCUGAGCUGGGGAACAGGCUUUGCCAACUCGCUGCUGCAUUCCAUCCUCGUGUGGCGCCUCCCCUUGUGCGGCCAGAAUGUCAUCAACCACUUCUUCUGUGAGAUCUUGGCAGUGCUCAAACUAGCCUGUGGUGACGUCUCGCUCAAUGUAGUGACAACAACGGUGGCCACGGCUGUUCUGACAUUGACCCCGCUCCUCCUCAUCUUCCUCUCCUACUUUUUAAUCCUGCUUGCCAUCCUCAGGCUGCCCUCUGCCACAGGCCGGCGCAAAGCCUUCUCAACCUGCUCUGCCCACCUCACGGUGGUGGUGGUGUUCUACGGGACCAUUUCCUUCAUGUACUUCAGACCGAAGUCCAAGGACCCCAAUGUGGAUAAAAUUGUCACAUUGUUCUAUGGGGCCGUGACACCGUCACUAAACCCCAUCAUCUACAGCCUGCGGAACGCAGAGGUUAAAGCUGCUAUCACAGCUCUACGAGGGAGAGCUCUGCUCUCCAGGAAAAUGCCCCAGUUUUGCUGCUGCUCCCCCAUCUCUUCAGCAGGCAUAGGCAAGGCUAUAUUGCGGUGGUAA